This is a messenger RNA of Linum trigynum, 6247 nucleotides long. Lineage: Eukaryota; Viridiplantae; Streptophyta; Magnoliopsida; Malpighiales; Linaceae. The record is from the annotation of a GenBank genome assembly.
UUAAAUCGUUAGUAGAUGAUUAAAUUAGCUUAACUUGUCCAACAUAUGUGAAAAUCAUAGGGUGCAUAACCGUUGCAUACCAGAUCUUAGCCAUUGAUUUUAAGUGGGGUCUUAUUUAUUCAAAAAAAAAAAAAAUUGCACAGAUGUAAUGAGUUCAUAGUGAUCUACAAAAUUAUUCAUUUUCAAUAUAUUUCAAUAAUUUUUUCCGUAUCACUCGUUAGCGCCCUCGUACCAUCUUCAUGUUUAGCUCAAAUUUUAAAGAGUUUUUUUCCAGAAGAAACGAGUACAUCGUGAUCUAUUGGAUCUACAAACUUAUGGGGAGGGGGGAUUUCAAAACCAAAUAUAUCAUCAAAACUAUCCUGGUAUAUAUAGGAUGGCAACUAGUUGUAGACGGUGAUCAUGAAAAAGUGGUAGAUGGUCAUUAGCUUAUCCAUACUAUCAUGUAUACAACCAUUCUACACUCUCGCAAAUUCAUACCACCAUGGUACACUUUCAUACCAUGUGGUUUAAUCUUGUGUACUACCAACCAUUAUCACAUUGUAUGUAGUGGCUUAGUCAGGAUUUUGUUUAAGAUGGUGGGUGUGGUGAAAAAAAAUUAUAUAGUCAGGAUGAAAUUAUAUAUGAAAAAGUCCAAACGGUAAAUAGUGUGACCUCAAUGUAGAUCAUUCACAACUUACUCAAUUGACAUUGAAGUACUUUUUCACGUUCAUAGUGGAAAAAUAUUCUUAUAAGACUUCUAUUGAUUGGUAGUAGCACUAACAACACUAAUUUUAUAGGUCGAUACCAAUUAUAGAUGUAUAUGAAUAUAUAUAUAAAUAAGAUUUAGAUCAUAAAAAUAAAUAUAGUUUAGUGAUACAUAGUUUUUUGAUAAAAAGAAAAUUUUAUGAAUUCAACCACACCACCCCAUAUCGUUAUUUUUCGGUGGUGUCGUAUGUGAGAGCAAAUGUGGUGCCAAGAACCCACCUUGGGAAGAGGUGGUUCUUUUUUUUCCUGUAAUUAUCAGCAAGAGGUGGUCCCGCCACUGAUGGUAUGAACUGGCAAUAAAUAUCUCAAUUUUUUUCUCAAAAUAUAUCAAAGUGAAUUUUAAAAAACAUAAAUUAAUCUAAUUUUUCUCUGCAAAUAUAUUUAAAUUAUGAUUUAAAAAAUAGAAAAUAACCCAUUAAAAUUAAUUGGAAGAAAAAUUAGAGAUAUUCCAUAAUGAGUACGUGUACGAUUAUGCAUAAUUUUGCAUGACAAAGUUUUGCACCGCUUCCAGCUUAACUUAGCUAUAUGUAGGGAAUCUAGGGAUGGGCAAUGGGCGGGUCAACCACUAGACCCUCCCGAACCCACGAGAUUAUAAUCCACCCAUUACAUGUUUGGGUGGAUAUGGUGAGUAGGUGGGUGUGGGUCAUCGUUUUUAUCACCCACUAAACUUGGGUGGAUGGCGGGUGAGUAAUGAGUGGGUAGUGGGUGAGUCAUUUCUUGCAAAAUCACAUGAUAUAUUAAGUCGUUAAUGCAUAUUCUAUAAUGGAACACUAUAUUUUCUUAUAUCAAAACUUCAAUCGCAAUUGAUUCAAUUAAAUUUCAAUCAUUUUGUAUAAAUUUUACUUGAUUUACAACAUGUAAUCGAUCAUUUUAAAAUAUGAUAACUAUCGACAAAAUAUUUUGUGUUCGCAUGUGAGAUAAUUGGUGUUAGAUUAUCCAAUAAAGUAUGUUUAAUAGCUCUCAAUUUUGUUGAUUCCUAGUAUUGAUAUUCAAUUAGUUUAAUACAAACUUUUAUGGCUCAUAAUUGUCUAAUUAUUUAAAAAUAAUUUGACCCACCAAAACCGUCAAACACACCCACCAUCAGCCGUCACCCACCCAACCCACCCACAACAAUACAAAUGGCAUGGGUGGGUGUAAGUCAUAUUUUCAUCACCCACCAUAACAAUAGGUAAGUGGAUUUUGCCCAAAAACCGACCCAACCCACCCAUUGCCCAUCCCUAGCUAUAGCUAUAUGUACAGUUUUCCAUUUUUUAUUUUAUGAAUCUGUUAAUUGAUUAUAGUAAGUAAUCAUCCAAUUCGCAUGCAUGUAACCAACAUGAUGGAAAGAAUGAGAAAACCCGCCGGCAAACCCCAUUACACGCGUAUCGACCACGUCCAGUAGGAAGAAGAAUAAAAUUAUAUAUAUAGUGACUACUAAUUAAUGAUGACAGUAAUAAUGAAAGACGACCGGUUGCCCAUCAAACGAGCAAGCGUUUGAUCAAUACAAAUUAAGAAUAGUCCGCAAUUAUUUUAACGUUAGCUUUCGAAAAUAGUUGGGAUUAAGGAAGGGAGUUUGUAUUAUUACAUAGUGUCUAAAAUAGAACAAAAAAUGAGAUGCAACCUAAUGAAAAAUAUUUUUACUAUAAUAGUGUCCAUGAAUUACACAGACUAUUACUUAUAUAUUUUUUAAAAUUAUACACAAACUAUUAUCAAGGAUAGGAUAUACUUUUUUUUCAAAUUUUAGGGGGUGUCCCAUCCCAAACUACCAAUUAUAUAUUUUUUAUCUACACAAAACUGCUAGCGAGUGUUGGAUAUCGUUUAAUCAAAAUUUUUAGAGGUAUAUUCGCCCAUGUCUAUGAGCUAUAAGUCGAGGAAAAAGAGUGUAGGCGUUCAAAUAAUGUUAUGCUCAUAGUAACAUACAUGAUACGUUCUCAAUAUGGUACAUUAGUCAACUUUUGUUAUCAUUUUAUCAACAUUUUCCAUAAACGGUAUAUGUCAUAUUCUGCACGGGCUCGAAUAUCACAUAUUAUAGAUUAAAAAGUCUUCGCUUUUUCCGGACGAUAUAUAGGUCUCCCCUAGGUGAAGUAACUGUAUAAAAAAAAGAAAAAUUUGUUCGAAAAUUAAUCAAUGUUCGAUUGUUAAUUAUAAUCCGUCAUGCUAGUUAAGAUGUUGAAAUUUUUUUUAUUAAGAGAGAUUAUUAGCAGUAAAGUUUGAAAAAGUUAGAUAAAUGUUAUUAUCUUCUAUUUUGCAGUAUUAAUAUUUCAGUACUUUAGUCUUUAGUGGAGUGUAAUUUAAUAUUCAAUUGUAACUGUGACAAAAGAAUGGAGAAAUUAUGAAACAUUUUAUUAUCAUGACCAAACCGCCAUUAACAUCCCAUCAGACAGACGACGAGACGACGACACGGUCAUCCAACCUGCUUUCCAAAUCUGUUGAAAUACCGCUCCGCAUCCUCCCAUCACCCGCCCACGCGGCAGUCCUCACAAUCAACCGUUUCCUCCCUCCUUACUUUCUGAUUUUUAUCAACCAUGGCGGCAACAACCGCCGGAGCUCGUUUCUCCUUCUCCCACAUGGUCCGUUGCUGCGCCGCGACGCCGGCUCCGGCAGACAAGUUGAAGCUGAAUCCAGUCCAGCUCCAGCUCCAGCACCCCACCCGCCGCCUCUUCGCCGUCUCCUCCUCUCAGCAGGCAUCCACCUCCGCCGGCGAAGCGAUAAGCUUUCCUCUCCCGCUCCAGGGAGAAGGAAUGGGAACGGAAUGGGAACUAGAUGCGACGGCGACAGCUAAUCAGGAGAAGGAAGAUGAGCAGAUCGACAACCCCUAUGCUGCUGCUGUUCGGAUGCCGCAAGCAGCAAUGCAGCUGGGGAAGACGGUGAAGGAUUACUUCGUGGAGGCCAAGGGUUUGAUUCAAUCGACGGCUCGCGACGGUGGUGGUCAUCAUCCGCGCUGGAUUUCGCCGGCGGAGGACGGCUGUGGCUCUCCGCCGCCCGAUUCUCCUCUCUUCCUCUAUCUCCCUGGAAUUGAUGGCGUCGGCCUGGGACUCAUUAGGCAGCACCAUAAUCUCUGCAAGCUGUUCAAUGUUUCAUGCUUGCAUAUUCCGGCCAAGGAUAGGACGUCGUUUAGAGGAUUGGUACAGUUAGUUGAGAAAACUGUUGGAGCAGAAUAUGGCCGUUCGCCAAGAAGACCCAUUUACAUCUGUGGAGAAUCUCUUGGAGCUUGCAUUGCACUAGCUGUUGCAGCUCGGAAUCCUGAGAUUGAUCUUGUGCUUAUUCUGGCUAAUCCAGGAACUUCAUUUGAGAAGUCACAGCUGCAAUCCCUGAUGCCGCUCUUGGAUCUCUUGCCUGACAACUUUCACCUCAAUGUCCCGUUUAUGCUCGGCUUGAUGACGGGCGAUCCUGUGAAGACAUUCAUGGAUAAUGUAGUCAGAGGAAUCCCUCUGCCACAAGCAACUGGAGGGCUAACAGUGGAUGUUCUUGCUAUGUCGUCUCACCUCUCUAUUCUGUCUGAAAUUUUACCGAAGGAGACACUUAUGUGGAAGUUACAGUUGCUUGAAACGGCUUCAUCCUAUGCCAAUGCACGCCUUCAAGCUGUAAAGGCUCAAAUCCUGAUCCUCUCUAGUGGAAAGGAUCAGCUGCUUCCAAGCAACGAGGAAAGCCAAAGACUACGUGCAGCGUUGCCAAAAAGCGUAAUCAGAGCAUUUGAUAACAAUGGGCAUUUCCUUUUCUUGGAAGAUGGUGUAGAUCUGGUGACAACCCUCAAGGGUUCACUAUUCUACCGCCGUCGUAAACACCGUGAUUUCGUGUCUGAUUACAUACCACCAACUCCUCUUGAAUUCAAGAAUAUAGACGCAAAAUACAGAGAGCUGGAAGUUGCUACGAGCCCCGUGCUGUUCUCAACUUUACAAGACGGGACAAUCGUGAAGGGACUUUCAGGAAUUCCUUCAGAAGGACCAGUGUUGAUAGUCGGAUACCACAUGUUACUCGGAGUUGAACUAUCCCCAAUGGUAACCCGAAUCUUGAAGGAACGGAACAUUCUGGUCAGAGGAAUAGCUCAUCCUAUGAUGUUCUCGAGAGUGAAGGAAGGGAGGAUGCCUCCUUUAUCAUCUUUCGAUGAUUUCAGAGUGAUGGGCGCAGUUCCCGUCUCUGGUCCUGUUUUGUUCAAGCUCCUCUCUUCCAAGGCUCAUGUGCUGUUGUACCCGGGAGGCAUGCGGGAAGCCUGUCACAGAAAGGGCGAGGAGUAUCAAUUGCAUUGGCCAGAACAGUCUGAGUUUGUGAGAAUGGCAGCUAGAUUUGGAGCUAAGAUAGUGCCGUUUGGUGUUGUUGGAGAGGAUGACUACGGUGAAGUGGUGUUCGAUUACGAAGAUCAAAUGAAGAUUCCAUUGUUCCGUUAUAUCAUAGAAAGCACAACGGAGGAGAUACCUCAAGUGAGGACUGACGCAGGGGGAGAGCUAGCACUGCAAGGAGUGCACUUUCCAGUGUUCAGACCGAAGCUCCCCGGCAGGUUCUAUUACCUCUUCGGGAAGCCAAUCGAAACCCAAGGAAGGGAAGAAGAGCUAAGCAAGGACAGGGAGAAAGCUAACGAGGUGUACAUGGAAGUGAAGCAAGAAGUGUAUAAUUGCAUAGAUUACUUGAAAGAGAAGAGAGAAAGCGAUCCUUACAGGAACGUGGUGGCUCGCAUGGCUUACCAAGCCAUCCAUGGCCUUGAUGCUCCCGUCCCGACGUUCGAGCUCUGAUGCUCCCCAUCUGGCGAUCAUUGAUGCGAUUGUCUGGUUCCGGUGAAGGGAAAAGUGAUUGGCUUGGUUGAUAUGUAUGAUGAUAUUAUUGAUUUACGCACAAAAAACCACACACACAGACACACGAUAGUUUAAAAAGAAAUGUGGGAGAAGCAGAGAAUAUAAUUAGUAUUGAUGUGAUUUAGUCCCAUGCAGGAAAGGAAGGAAGCGAAAAAUGUAUUAUUAGAUUUAUCCAGCAUAAUGUAUACUGCAAUACACACCAUUGUAAUUGGGAAAGCAUUGUGGAUUUAUUAAGAGUGUAAGCUAUUCACGUAAAUAGAAAUUCGGACUUUUCUCUCUAAUAAUUUGUAUUGGCUAUAUUUUAUUGAAUUAAAUUUGGAUUCUAAAUUUAUCUAUAAAUAUAAAAAUGUGUUGCAUUGAUCAUAAUCUACACAAUGACAUUCAUGUUGAUAUACUUGAAAGUUAAAAAUUUAAUUUUACAAUGGUGUGAAUGAAUAAUAAUAAUAUGCAUGAAUAAACAUCAAGUUGCGAAAUUAUCAAUACACUUACAUGAAUAAUGCAAAUAUGACUUGAAUAGGCUGAGAUUUACGUUAAUAAAUAACAAAAAAACGCGUAAAUUAGAUGUCUAGAGAUGACAAGAAACUUGAUUGUUUCAAUAUUUUGCCGUUUAUGGUAGGCGUGAGAGAAUGAGGAGUUGGGGGUGAGGCCAACAGCUGGCCUGCUGCCCGCCUUGUUCAGGUUAGCUCCCUUCUCUGCCCGCAUGCAGCAGCAGCAGCAGCAGCAGCAAACAAACUCUG